AUGACACCAAAGUCUGCUAGAAAAAUUUAUGGCUUUGACAACUGCUGCCCACUCUCAUCCGCUACACGAAUGCCACGUUUAGGAGGAAGAACAAAUUUUCUCCUCCCCAAACAGCCACUUAUAUAGCAUCUUUGAUCUAGUAUGUUACACAUUACAUAUGCAGUCUUAUAUGUUAAAAAUGCAGAGGGUUUUGGGUAAGCCUUUCCUUCGGUUGUUGAUACUACUCUUGCUUCAUAUCCAUGAAUACAGAUGCUGCAUCGAAGAAGAGAGGAGGGGUCUAAUUGAAAUUAAAGCCUUUCUAAAAUCCAACAACGAGAAUGCGAAUCGUCUUCUCCCUUCAUGGGUCGAUGACGAGAUGAGUGACUGCUGUGGGUGGGAGCGAGUGGGUUGCGAUCCAAGCACAGGCCAUGUGACAGAGCUCUCCCUCAACGACUUGAGGAAAAACGCCCGUUUGGAGAUGUUUCGAGGGUACAAUGAAGGGCAUUGGCAACUGUAUUACGAAGACGACAAAUUUUGGUUAUUGAAUGUCUCCUUGUUUCUUUCUUUCAAAGAGCUUCGAAGUCUGGAUUUAGCUGCCAACUCAUUCGAUGGCUGGACUGGGGAUGAGGGGUUUGAAAGGCUGUCAAGCUUGAAGUUGGAGACUUUGAACAUCAGUGCUAAUGAGUUUAACAAAACCAUCAUGAAAUCUUUGGGUGCAAUAACAUCGAUUAAGACUCUGGCUCUUAGCAAAAUAAAUUUGGAUGGAUCAUAUCAUAUUCAAGAGUUAGCAAAAUUGAAACAUUUGGAAAUGUUGGAUAUGAGUGACAAUCUUUUAGGGGGCUCCCCAUCAAUGCAAGGUUUUCAAGGGUUAUUUAUAUUGAAAAACUUGACGAUGCUAGACCUCAACAAUAAUUUGCUACACCAAGAUGACCUAUCAUUUUUGAGUGCGCUUAAAUCACUUGAGACUCUAAGUCUUCGCUCAAACAGAUUGGGGCCACACUUUCCCAUCAAUGAAUUAUCUGCUCUCGAGAACCUAAAAAUGUUGGAUCUUAGUCUUACUGGACUUGGAUAUUCCUUAACACUUCAAGGUUCUCAACUUUUGUCACGGUUGAAAAAGUUGGAGACCUUAGACCUUAGUUUGAAUAUCCAGUUGAGCAAUGCCAUCAUUCGACAAUUGAGUGCACUCAAAUCCCUUAAAAACCUUAUUCUAAGUGACUAUAAUUAUGAAGGACCCUUUCCUGCACAAGAACUAUCUGUCUUGGAAAACUUGGUGAUGUUGGACUUAAGUGCAAAUGGAUUCAGCGGCUCCUUAACAAUGCAAGAUUCGAAAAGUUUGUUGAAGUUGAGCAAACUAGAGCACUUAGAUCUAUCCUUGAACAAUUUUGACAUGGAUAUCUUGAAGACUUUGGGUUCCCUCCCGGCCCUUAAAUCUUUAUCUCUUGCCCGCAACCACAUGGAAGGAAUGCUUUCUGACCAAGACUUCAAAACGUUCAGCAACUUGGAGAAAUUAGAAUUGUGGGCAAACAAUUUCACUGGAACUGUUCCUCCAUCUAUAUGGAAAUUGUCUUCUCUCAAGUCUUUGUCAUUGGCUCAGAAUAAUCUCAGUGGACCCAUUCAAGGCUUGUGUGAACUGAAGAACCUUGAAGAGUUAGACCUUAGUCAAAACACCUUUGAAGGGGUCCUUCCUUCAUGUUUACACAAUCUGACAUCUCUGAGACUGUUAGAUCUUAGUUAUAAUCGUUUCAAGGGCUCAUUCUCUUUCAGUUCAUUGGCUAAUCACUCAAAGCUCGAAGUAGUUUCCCUUGCAAGUGAUAACAACAAAUUUGAGGUAGAGACUGAAUAUCCAAAUUGGGUUCCCAUGUUUCAGUUGAAGAUCCUUGUAUUGUCCAAAUGCAACCUAAAUAAGUUCACUGGUUCUAUUCCUAAGUUUCUUCAGAGCCAAUCCAAAUUAGUAGUACUUGAUCUCUCCCACAAUAACUUGAAAGGAAGGUUUCCCAGCUGGUUGUUGGAGAACAAUUCAGGGUUAAAGAUUCUGAAGCUAAGGAAUAACUCUUUGAUGGGUCAAAUUCAUGUAACACCAUAUCCGAAUAUAAAUUUUCUUUGGAUGGAUGUCUCAGACAACCAGCUUGACGGGAAGUUUCAAGAAAACUUAGCAGAGAUGGUUCCUCACUUGAAUCAUCUGAAUUUAUCCAAUAAUGUUCUUGAAGGUGAUAUUCCAUCCUCAAUUGGUGAAAUGAUGCACUUAUAUCAAUUGGAUCUGUCCUCAAAUCAUUUCUCGGGAGAAUUGCCAAAGGAAUUGGUUUCGGGUUGCAUCAGUUUGUUGUAUGUCUUGAAAUUAUCAAACAACAAGUUUCAUGGUCAACUAUUUUCAAGACAUUUCAACUUGAGUUUACUAUCUUUGCAUGCGGACAAUAAUGAGUUCACGGGAACCCUAUCAGAUGUAAUCUCCAGAAGCCCGAAAUUGAGUCUCUUAGAUGUUAGUAACAACUACAUGUCUGGUGAGAUCCCAAGCUGGAUAGGCAACAUGACAAGAUUGAGAACACUGGUUCUGCACAACAAUUUUUUCAGAGGGCAAUUUCCAUGUGAGCUAGUUUUAUCUGGCUUUUUUGACGUCUCCUACAAUGCUCUAUCAGGAUCUCUUCCUUCCUGCAAUAAUCUACAACACUUAGAGCAUGUACAUUUGCAAGGUAACAGACUUACAGGAUCAUUACCAGACAAUUUUUUCAAUUCCUCAUCUCUAUUGACCUUGGACAUUCGAUAUAACAACUUGUCUGGAAGCAUUCCUGAUUCAAUCGCCGCACUUCCCAACCUAAGGAUUCUUCUGCUCAGAGGAAACCAUUUAAGUGGUUUUAUUCCAGAACAGUUUUGUCUAUUAACUAAAAUAAGCUUGAUGGAUCUUUCCAAAAACUCUUUUUCUGGAUCAAUCCCCACCUGCUUCCAUCUUAUAAACUUCGGGGAAAUAGAGGAAAAUAGUCAUGUGUUUGCACAAGGAAUAGCUUAUCCGUCUUAUGGCCUUAUGGUUUAUAUAGACAAUGAUUAUAAGAAAGCUGGUUACGGCAUCCGAGAGGAUGAGGGAUAUGAUGAACAAGUUGAAGUUGAGUUCAUUACAAAGAACAGACCUAGCUCCUAUAAAGGUGACAUCCUUAAUUUCAUGUCUGGAUUAGAUCUAUCAUUGAACAAUCUAUCAGGUGAAAUCCCAUAUGAACUAGGAAAGCUAAGUUCAAUUCAUGCAUUGAACUUGUCUCACAAUUGGUUGACAGGCUCCAUCCCAAAAAGUUUCUCAAACCUUGCUCAACUAGAGAGCUUAGAUCUUUCUUACAACAAUUUGAGCGGAGAGAUUCCUUCAGAACUGAUUGGUCUAAACUUUUUAGCAGUGUUCUCUGUGGCUUACAACAACUUGACUGGUAGAACUCCAGAUAUGAAAGCACAGUUCGGAACUUUUGGAGAGACUAGUUAUGAUGGCAAUCCUCUUCUUUGUGGGCCACUGUUAAAAAGAAAAUGCAACAGUAUUGUGGAGCCACCCUACUCGUCACCAACUUCAUCGAAUGAAAGUGAAGAGAAAUGGUAUGAAAAUGGCCCAGUAGUUUUUUCUGCAAGUUUUGCUGGAGCAUACAUCGUGAUCUUGUUGGGAUUUGCUACUGUUCUUUAUAUUAACCCUUAUUGGCGCCGAAGGUGGUUCAAUUUCAUCGAGGAAUGUAUAUAUUCAUGCUAUGAUUUUGCUUCUGAUUUGUUCUACAAGCUGUCAGCUCGCUUAUAUACUUAAGUCACUAUAUUGCUUCCAAUACUCUGAAGCUAUCAGCUAGUUUGGUUAUUCAGCUAUUUUUAGUAUCCAGUUCCAUGGACAUAAAUUCAGAAACUAUAGUUAUAACAAUCAACAACUAGCUUCCAGCUGCUUAUGUAUAAUAACAGUUACUAGCUUUGUUUUCUUCGUCAUUAUUCUGUUAAUGACAAAACUUCAUCAAGUAGCUUGGCGUUUGAAGAUUGAUACUGGCUCGGGGAACACGCGUGGUAGAUAAGGUAGAAACCUGCCGUCUAUCCCCCCUCCCCCUCCGCCCCUCAAGCUUAUAGGUCUUGGAACAAUAGAAAGCUUCGUGCAAAAGCCCAAGAACUAGGAGCUUGGCAAAUGUUUGGUGAAGGAUAUCUACGAUUUGGGCAACAGAUGGAAUAUAGUGAAUAAGCAUAUCUUUCUUUAAGACUUUAUCUCAAAUAAAGUGAAGAUCAAGUUUAAUAUGUUUCAACCAAGCAUGGAACACAGGAUUAGAUGCAAAAUAGGCAGUAUUCUGAUCAUCACACCAAACCAAGGGAGGAGCAGACUGAGGAAUGCAAAGUUCUUUGAGAACUAAUUAAAUCCAGUGUCUCAAUUAUAACAAAGGCUAAUCCUUGAUGCUUAGAUUCGACAUUACUCCAUGAGACCAUUAGUUGUUUAGUAAAUGACCAAGAUAUUAAGUUGGAGCCAAGAAACACAUAGCAACCACCCAUGCUCUUGAGAUCAUUAGGGCAAGAAGCCCAAUCAACAUCAGUAUAGGCUUGAAGAUCAAUAGAGGAAGAUGACUGCAACUAUAAGCCAUGAGCGUUGAGUAGUGGAGUAUUCUCUUUAAAGUCAAUGUGUAGUUGUUGGUUUGGCCAUGAGCUGACAAGCCUUGUUAAUAGCAAGAAAAAGAUCAAGUCAGGUGAUGGUCACACGUUGGAGUCCACCAACUAUGAUGUGAUACAAGGUUGCAUCAAAGGCUCACCAUCAUACUAGGACAAUGUCUUGCUUAAAGCUUCAGGGUGUUAAUAAGUUCUGAUACAAGCAUCUCCGUGCGAGUCAAAAGAUCAUAUAUAUACUUUUGUUGAUUUAAAUGCAAUGUGUUAGCAAAGAAACCUCCACACCAAGAAAGUAAUUAAACUAACCAAGAUCUCUAAGGGCAAAAAAGGCAUUGAGAGAAGCAAUGUGUGAAGAAACCUGAGAGGAAUUACAACUUAUGACCAAUAUAUCAUCAAUGUAUAUCAAGAGACUCAAAACUCAUUAGCAGUGUAACAAAGAAUCACCAAAUUAUCAGCU
Molecule: messenger RNA, 5023 nt
Organism: Vitis riparia (riverbank grape)
Lineage: Eukaryota; Viridiplantae; Streptophyta; Magnoliopsida; Vitales; Vitaceae
Product: receptor-like protein 13
Exons: 10
Coding region: 158-3742 (1194 amino acids)
Molecular function (GO): protein binding
Source: RefSeq, a predicted model, not a curated record